GAGAGAAUGGUGGCUGGUCAGCUGGUGUGCUUCUGCCACAGCUUCCGCCCCAUCCCUUCGUACGCCAAGAACCUGGCCGAGUGCAGCUGCUUCCGGCCCUUGGCAUUGGCGUUCUGUGCUGUGGUGAAGUUCUCAGCACGGCCAUGCAUAUGCACUAGAAGAGGUACAGCUACUAAGUAUAUUUAUACGUGGAUCAUUCAUAGAAGCCACGAUGGUUUGAAGUUUGAACCUGCUUCCAGCAUCAAUCAAGCUGAAAUCCUGUUGGUGGUGGCAGCUGGGGAGGCCGCUGCGAAGCCGGGAAGACGCAUCUUUCUGCAUGGUUGAUGCGUGCCGUGCGGAGUUGCAGGAUUGAGUUGUGUGAAUGCCCUCGCUUCCUCCGUACCGUACUUUUGUUCGCUUGAGUUGUCUUACAGCUGUUGUUGUUUGAGUAAGAGAUUAUGCACUUGCUGCAAAGGGUCUGAGCACAGAGAUCCAUGGACACCACUGGGAGCCUUGCCCUUCAGGGCGACAAUUCCUUUGAGAGAGAGCAUGGGGGGAGGCGCUCUUAUGAUGAUGCCGUGGAGGGGUUGAAUCCAUUCCGGGGGGAGAAAACGACGAAUGCAGAGGGAGAGGAUGAUGAUGAGGCGCUGCUGCGAGCGGCGCUGGAGCAGCUGCCAACGGGCAUUCGGGCGCAGACUGCUGUGGUUGGAAAGGAGCACAGGCCCCUUUUCGACCCCACCCGUGAGGCGCUUGUCAAGGAGGGCGGCCAGUUCUUUACGAUUGAUGUGAAGCACCUCACUGCGGCACAGCGGGAACAUGUUGUCAGCAAGGCGCUGCAGACAUCUGACCAGGACAAUGAGCGCUUCCUCCAAAAGUGGCGCGAGCGCAUGGACAGGGUCGACUUGGAGCUUCCCAAAGUGGAAGUGGCCUAUCACAACCUGACAGUCGAGGCCAACGUCUACGUCGGAAGCCGCGCACUCCCCACCCUCAUCAACUCGGUUCGCAACGUCUUCGAGGACACCCUGUCGACCCUCCGCUUGAAGCGCACCAACAAGAGGAAGCUCACAAUCCUUAACAACAUCUCGGGCGUGCUCAAGCCGGGGCGCCUGACGCUGCUCCUUGGGCCCCCCAGUUCCGGCAAGAGCACGCUCCUCCUGGCCCUCGCUGGCAAGGCCACGAGCGACCUCAAACUGACGGGCGACAUCCUGUACAACGGACACCACUUCGACGAGUUCGUCGCAAAGCGCACGGCUGCAUACGUGCCGCAGAACGACAAGCACAUUGGGGAGCUGACGGUGCGCGAGACGCUCGACUUUGCGGCGCAGUGCCAGGGAGUGGGGGACAAGGAAGAGAUGCUUCGAGAGCUGUCGCGGCGCGAGGUGCGCAAGCGCAUCCUGCCGGACCCGGACAUCGACGCGUACAUGAAGGCGGCGGCCAUCUCGGGGCGGCAGCAUAGCGUGGUCACGGAGUACAUCCAGAAGAUUCUGGGGCUCGACAUCUGCGCCGACACAAUCGUCGGGAACGAGAUGCUGCGCGGUAUCUCGGGGGGGCAGCGCAAGCGGGUCACCACCGGCGAGAUGAUCGUCGGCUCCAAGAAGAUACUAUUCAUGGACGAAAUCAGCACGGGCCUGGACAGCGCGACAACGUACCAGAUCGUGCGGUGCAUCCGCAACUUCGUGCACCUGCAGGACGCGACCGUCCUCGUCUCGCUCCUCCAGCCCGCGCCGGAGGCCUUCGAGCAGUUCGAUGAUGUCAUCCUGCUCAGCGAGGGCAGCCUGGUGUACCACGGCCCGCGCGGCCGCAUCCUCGAGUUCUUCGAGAUGCUCGGAUUCCGCUGCCCCGAGCGGAAGGGCAUCGCGGACUUUCUGCAGGAGGUCACCUCGCUCAAGGACCAGCAGCAAUACUGGGCCCGCGGCACGCCGUACAAAUUCGUCCCCGUAGACACUUUCGCAGAGGCGUUCCAGAAGUGGGACCUGGGCCGGGAGCUGACGGCGGCUGCGGCGGCGCCUUAUGAUAAGGCGGCAGGCCACCAGUCGGCGCUGGUGCGCACGCAGUAUGCGCUGCGGUCGUGGGACAUGUUCAAGGCGACCAUGAAGCGCGAAUGGACGCUCAUGGUCCGCAACCGCUUCCUCUACAUCUUCCGCACCUUCCAGGUCUUUUACGUGUCGCUGAUCACGAGCACGCUCUUCUUCCGCACCAGGAUCUCCCCCAACAGCGUCAACGACGGCAACCUGUACAUGGGCGUCCUCUUCUUCAGCCUCAUCUUCAUGAUGUUCAACGGCUUCUCCGAGAUGUCCAUCAUGAUUGCACGGCUGCCCGUGUUCUACAAGCAGCGCGACAACAACUUUUUCCCGGGCUGGGCGUUCAACCUGCCCAUUGCCAUCCUGCGCGUACCCUACUCCGUGGUCGAGGCCAUCGUCUGGUCUUGCGUCGUGUACUGGGUUGUCGGCCUCGCCCCUGAAGCGGGCAGGUUCUUCACGUUCAUGCUCAUCAUGUUCCUGAUGCACAACCUGUCGGUGUCGCUCUUCCGCCUCAUCGGCGCCGUCAGCCGCAGCAUGGUGCUCGCCAACACCUUCGGCGCCUUCAUCAUCCUGCUCGUCUUCCUCCUCGGCGGCUUCAUCAUCGACAAACGGGACAUCGAGCCCUGGUGGGUGUGGGCCUACUGGAUUGUGCCCCUCAGCUACGCUCAAAAUGCGGUGGCAGUCAACGAGUUUACGGCGCCUCGCUGGAACAAGCCGUACCAGUACAACUUCGUGCGCGGCACGGACGCCACGCUGGGCCAGACCGUGCUGCAGAACCGGGCCAUACACGAGCCCAAUUGGUGGAUCUGGCUCGGGGUCGGGGUUAUGGCCGCUUACGUCAUCCUCUUCAACGUGGGCGUCAGCCUGGCGCUCGCUUACCUGCCACCUGUGGGCCGGCCGCAGGCUGUCCUCGGCGAAGAGGAGCUGCGCAACAAGGAGAAGGCCCGCCAGGGCGUCGACCACAAGGGCGACGUCGAGAUGACGUCAUCCAUUGCGCCCGCCGGUGGCGAGGUGGCCGGCGCUUCCGCCGCCGCCGACCUUGAGUGGGGCCCCCGGGAGCUGCGCCAGGCCCCAUCGAUGUCCCCGGUAGACGAGGAUGGUGCUGACGUCAGCGCAAAUGGCGCUGACGUCAUCACGAACGGUGCUGGCGUCAGCACAAGCGCAACGGGAAAUGGUGCCGCCGAGGGGAGCGGGAUCCGAGGCGGGGCCGCCCGGAUUGGGCGCAAGAUCGACCUUUCGAACAGCACGAUUCAAAAGUUCCAAAACGCGGGAGCCGCAAUACCGACGACGGGGAUGAUUUUGCCGUUUGAGCCCAUGGCGAUGACGUUCCACAACGUCAACUACUACGUAGAUAUGCCCAAGAACGUCCUGGACGAGCACGGCAAGCCACGUGGCGGCCGCCUGCAGCUGCUCCGCAACGUGAGCGGGGCGUUCCGGCCGGGCGUGCUGACGGCCCUCAUCGGAGUCACGGGGGCGGGGAAGACGACGCUGCUGGACGUGCUGGCGGGCAGGAAAACAGGCGGCUACAUCGAGGGCGAAUUGCGCGUCGGCGGGCACCCCAAGGAGCAGGCCACGUUUGCGCGCAUCGCUGGUUACGUGGAGCAGUUUGACAUCCACUCCCCGCAGACCACCGUGCACGAGGCCCUCCAGUUCUCUGCAGCGCUGCGGCUGCCGGCCAACAUCGACCCCGCCAUGCGCGAACAAUUCGUUGAGCAGGUGAUGGACCUGGUGGAGCUGGCGCCUCUGCGCAACGCGCUGGUGGGCCUGCCCGGGAUAAGUGGGCUCAGCGUGGAGCAGCGCAAGCGGCUCACCAUCGCGGUCGAGCUGGUGGCCAACCCCUCCAUCAUCUUCAUGGACGAGCCGACGUCAGGCCUGGACGCACGCGCUGCCGCGAUCGUGAUGCGCGCGGUGCGCAACGUGGUGGACACGGGCCGCACGGUGGUGUGCACCAUCCACCAGCCAAGCAUCGACAUCUUCGAGGCGUUCGACGAGCUGCUGCUUAUGAAGCGCGGCGGGCAGGUCGUCUACGCGGGGCCGCUCGGGGACCACUCGCUGCGCCUCAUCGAGUACUUCCAGGCCAUCGAGGGUGUGCCCAAGAUCAAGGACCGCUACAACCCCGCCACGUGGAUGCUCGAGAUCACGACACCUGGCGCCGAACAGCGCCUCGGCCGCGACUUCGCCGACAUCUACCACAGCAGCGGGCUCUUCAAGCAGCAAGAAGCGCUCAUCGCGGAGCUCGAGAAGCCGCCAGCUGGCACCUCGCCAUUGGCGUUCGACACGGUGUACGCGCGCAGUUUCUUCGACCAGUUCCGGGUGUGCUUCUGGAAGAACAACUGGACGUACUGGCGCAGCCCGCAGUACAACACGGUGCGCUUCUUCUUCACGGUCGUCGUCGCGCUGCUCUUCGGGACCAUCUUCUGGAACAAGGGCACCAAGAGGGGGAGCCAGCAGGACAUUUUCAACGUGAUGGGCGCCCUUUACGCGACGGUGCUGUUCCUGGGCUUCAACAACGCGUCCACCGUGCAGCCGGUCGUGGCCGUCGAGCGCUCCGUCUUCUACCGCGAGAAGGCCGCCGGGCUUUACCACCCGCUGCCGUUCGCCGCCGCGCAGGGCCUGGUGGAGCUGCCGUACCUGCUGGUGCAGGCGGCGGUGUACAGCAUCAUCACGUACAGCAUGAUCCAGUUCGAGUGGCAGGCCGGCAAGUUCUUCUGGUUCCUGCUCUUCAUGUGGCUCACGCAGUGCUUCUUCACCUUCUACGGCAUCAUGGCGGUGGCCAUCACUCCGUCGCAGCAGCUGGCGGCCGUCAUCAGCAGCGCCUUCUACAGCAUCUGGAACCUCUUCUCCGGCUUCCUCAUCCCGCGCCCCCAAAUCCCGGGCUGGUGGAUCUGGUACUACUACCUCAACCCGAUGGCGUGGACCUUGUACGGCCUCAUCUCGUCACAGCUGGGCGACGUGUCCGAAGAGUUUACGCAGGAAGACGGGAGCCGGAUCGCCGUGUCUGCGUAUAUCAAGCGUCAUUUUGGGUACCACCACAAUCAGUUGGGACUGUGCGUCGGCGCAAUGAUCUGCUUUGUGGUCCUCUUCUGGGCGGUCUCUGCGACCGCGUACUGGAGGAUCAACUUCCAAAAGCGGUAAAGUUAUCGGUAAUUUCAGCAGAGGCAGUUUGCAGGAAGUAUUGGGAGAGGGAACGAUGGGAAGACGUCGGACGGGCGCUGCGGGGGUGUGAACGACGAGCUGUCUGGCAGUCUGGCGGACGGCCGUGCAUGUCAAAUUUUAUAUACGAGUUGUUAUGUCGUGUCAAAUUGAGUUUCUCGUUUUACCGAAUCUCGUCAACGGAGCUGGCGUGAACGGAUUGGGAUUAUACGAUUCUAGCUUGGGUAAAAGGUAACUGCGUCAUACAUAACAGCGCGCAAUGCAGUACCUAAUGUCUAGUAAGUAGGGGCAAAGUCCGUGUAUACAAGCUUCUUGUGGCGCACGAGCCAAGAGCCCGUGUGCUCUUUCUUUAAAAGUAGCUAGCUAGACACAAUAUGAAGCAAUCACCUCUUCUUCCUUUCACAUCCCUGCACUUUCAGAUUUCGGCGC
Messenger RNA from Klebsormidium nitens, 5582 nucleotides. The record is from the annotation of a GenBank genome assembly. NCBI's taxonomy places the organism in Eukaryota, Viridiplantae, Streptophyta, Klebsormidiophyceae, Klebsormidiales, Klebsormidiaceae.